CUUUUUCCCGCACCGCCAAGAGCCACCCCAUCCGCCCCCACGCGCCACCGCCUUAACUCCGAUUGCAGUCGCCACCGCCCGCGCUCCUCUCACAUGUGACCGCCUAGAGACACCACCCCUGUACUACCACCACGGAAAUCCCCAGAACAUCCGGCCCCACGCGCCACCAUGUCCUUGCAUGAUUGUCGAGUCCGAUACACCCCGUCGGUCCGAGUUUCCGACCUUCAGUGCGUGCUCUCUCAUGAAGGCGGUUUGGAUUUGGAGUCUAAUCCGUCGAGUCGGGAGCUUGUGGUCGCACGCGGUCUUGUGGAUGCGAAAUCGGCCGGCGAAGGAGGGACAAGGAAACGCUCGAGGCAGAAUGUCUUGGCCUCGCAAGACUCCGGUGAUAGGGCGAUGAUCGCAUGAAGGACUCAAAACUGUCAUGCUUUAAAAUGUCAUAAUUCGGAUCUGCUGCACGUUGGAGAUACAAAGAAGGCGAGUGCAAGCACUCUUCCUCUGUUUUUCAGAUGGUUGAAUGGGCACGAUGGGUCAUCACCUGGCAUUGUGAGACAAUGAGCAAAGACCAUUUAUCUAUUGGAUAUUCCCACUCCUUCAAGCCUCCAUGCAAGUUCCCUUGUCAUUCUGACGAUUGUUCUUACUCUUACAAGCCUCACAAUGACCACAGCGGACCUAUCUUUGUUAUCGUGAUUGAGAAUGAUAAGAUGUCUGUUCAAGAAUACCAAGCGGAUUCUACAAUGAUGGACUUAAUAGAAAGAGCAGGGCGAGGAAGCGCCAGGUGGAUGCCCUAUGGUUUCCUUCUGAAGGAAGAACUGAGGCCAAGGCUGAACCGCCAGCCCAUUGGUGACCCAACCUGCAAACUGAGGAUGGGGGAUGUAGUGGAACUUAUGCCAGCCCUACCCGACAAGUCUUUGACAGAAUACCGGGAAGAAAUCCAGCGCAUGUAUAACCAUGGCCCGACAGUGUCGAGCACAGGUCCUGCUGCUAGUACUGUGGUCGGGUGGAGAAACCAACACUCAGCCUGUUGCGCCAACCAUAUGUGAUUUUUAAGUAGUUAUAUAAUUAUUUUGAUAGAUACAUGUACAGAACUAGAUCUGUUUGGUCCUGGGAUGAGAAAAGGGGAUAUUGAUCUGACCAUAUGGAUUCAAAAUUCAAUGAAGUUAUGAAAUGAUUCUUUCUCUAA
Eucalyptus grandis is the source of this 1180-nucleotide messenger RNA. Its product is annotated as probable GTP diphosphokinase RSH2, chloroplastic. The transcript is spliced from 3 exons. The record is from RefSeq and is a predicted model, not a curated record. Bases 507 to 1040 code for a protein of 177 amino acids. Gene Ontology annotation, cellular component: chloroplast. NCBI's taxonomy places the organism in Eukaryota, Viridiplantae, Streptophyta, Magnoliopsida, Myrtales, Myrtaceae.